Siniperca chuatsi (mandarin fish) is the source of this 1872-nucleotide messenger RNA. RefSeq lists its product as uncharacterized. The transcript is spliced from 9 exons. The coding region runs from base 251 to 1243 and encodes 330 amino acids. Lineage: Eukaryota; Metazoa; Chordata; Actinopteri; Centrarchiformes; Sinipercidae. The record is from RefSeq and is a predicted model, not a curated record.
AGACAAGUGUCUAACUAAACUCACGAAAGCCUCUCUGUGGUCCUCCGGGGGGCAGCAGCACUUUCGAGCAGCCGAACUAAAGAGGAAGAACAAAUAUGAGCAGCAGAAGAAGAACUCUUCGCAGAACAGGCUCUUGUUCCUGUUUAUCAUCAAAUGUCAAGCUGAAGUUCUGUCAGCUGGAGGUGGACAGACAGCAAAAGGUGGUCGCAGGAAUGUAAGCUCUGGGUCCUGCAGUCUUGUCCGCAAGGAAAUGGACGAGUUAAGUCCUUUGUUGGGCAACCAGAUUUCUGGGCAACCAGAGGAGGGUCCAGACCUUCUGUCUCCAAACCUGAGGCCCAGACACCAGGAACUGAUCCCAACACCAUGUGGACCGAUAAAGCCCUGGUCGGAGCUAUCAUGUCUGCUCAAGCUGUACUUCUGCUUCACCAUAGCGUCUCUGCUGGCGCUCCUCGGCCUCACCCUGUCCAGCAUCUACAAGCAGCACAUGGACACCGACGUGUCUGAUGAGGACAACUUCACUGUAUCUCUCAUCCAGUUGGUUGGAAUAUUGUUCUGCAUCUACUACAUCAGCCGGGGCGUGUUGCAGGAGAACAGACAGGAACUGGUGGUGUUUGUGCUCAGCGUGUUCUUGGUCAUGGUUCGAUCGGUGGUCAACUUCUCUGUGCUGGGGUCAAAGGGCAAGCAGGAGCUGCUGGUUCGUUUUGUGUGCAUCAUGUGUCUGGGCAUGAUCCACAUCUUCUGCACCAUACCGCUCAUCCGGAGGCCCAACAUGAUGGCGUUCCGUGUGGGUGGGGCCUUGGAUAGCCUCCAGGAGCAAUACUUCCUGCUCAACCUCUGUUUCUCCAUGGUGACCUUUGACCUUCAGGCUCAGCUGUGUCUGUGUAUCCUGAUCACGACAUCGGACUCGGCCAUGUCUGCUCCCAACAGCAUCAUCCUGGGCGUCGGAGUGGUGUGGGCCUGCGUGACCGCUGCUGUCGGGGCUGUUGCAGUUUUAAAGGAAGCCAAGGUCUUAGUUUGGGUCUUCAUGAUGCAGAACCUUCCUCAACUGGCUUUCUUUGUUUAUCUGUUGUACACGGUGGUAAUGAAAUGGUUCCAGGACAACAUAUACACCCUGGAGGCAGCUGCUGUCACUGGAGCUUUGAUUUCAGUGGUGAUUAAAGUGGUUUUAUUCUGGGGCCUCAUCAGACUGGUGCACAGCUUCGGCCAAGGCCUGAGGGAGAGGAUGUUUGCACCCAGCAAGUGAUAAAACAUCCAGUGGUCAUGGACCAAGGACACAGCUGCAUGCUGAGGGCCUAACACAGGGCCUUAGCACAGUGGUGCUGACCACAGAGCUCAUAUUUCUAUUCUACAUUAACUCCACCAAAAUGAUCAGUCAGCUGAGAACCUUUUUUUUGCCUAAUGUGCUGUUUACUGUAUAGAUUUUAUUUUAGCUAACACUUCUUUGUCAGUGUGCCUAUCAACAGUAUGAAAAGUUUCACAACUGCACUCAAACAUUUUUGUACUACAUCAAAUGUCUUGAAGAUUGGAUUCAUAAUGGUUUAAAAUGUUAUUUUUUACUGUUAUAUGCAUUGUAAUAUUUAAAUCCAUUGGUGUUCGUAGGCUCUAUGUGUACAUGCCAAAUUUUUUUUUAAGUGGCCAACAUCUUUUAGGAGCUUUUAUCUUAAAAGGUCUUUUUUUUGUUUCCUUCCUGUAAAUUACAUUGACUUUAGUUUGCUUUUAUAAAUAAGAAUUGUCUAACUUAAAUCUUGUUAUCUUCAUUGUCUAUAGACUACUUCUUCAACAAUGGAAUAUUUUUACUUAACUUUCUGCAGCACCUUUAAUGCACUUAAGUGUUUUUUCAUUCAAAGUUUUUAAUAAAAUAUCAAAACAGGA